AUGGAAGACUCUAAAUGUGCUGCAUUGAUGCGCGACUGGAGGGCUUACUUACGAGGUGAAAAUGGAGAUAUAUUUGAGAUCAUCAAGAGAGCGAUCAUAGUGGCGGCUUCUGAUCAACCAACGGAGUUCCAAAGUAGAAGACACAAGAUUGCUGAGAUUCUCUUCUCCGAUGAGUUGAUCAAGCACUACGAAUGUGAUAAGUAUCAGAAACAGAGCCCAAAGGUAACUCAUGAAAUGGAAGAUGAAACAAAACUAGUUUCAGAGGUGUUAAGCAGCUCUGUUCUGUGUAAGGAAGAAGUCUGGGAACGGAACAACAGCCAUGGAAAGCCACAGAUGGAGAAGCAAAUCGCACCCACCUGCAAACAGCAACGGACGAUGGCGAAGUGGAAUACAGAAACGAAGUUCCAAAUUCAAAAGGGUUUAGUGACUUCUGAAGAAAAAUUAGUUGACGAUCUUGGGGAUAAUGAGGGAGUUGCUGAGGUGUUGAAGAUCAAGAAGAUUCUUGACAAGAGCGGAGAUGAAUCUCAAUCUGAGUUGGUAGUGUGUGAGUUAUUAAAGAUGCUUCAGUCCAUGGAGUUAUCCAUGAAAACUCUGAAGGCAACGAUGAUCGGGAGAACCGUCAGUGCUCUUAAAAAGCAUUCAUCAGAGAAAGUUUGCCGGAUUGCAGCGACACUCAUGAAAUCAUGGAAACGCAAAGUGGAUGAAUGGCUCAAGAAAGAAUCAAACGAUGUCAAACUAACGUCAUCCCAGCAAGUAAAGCCAACGAAUCUGAAUAUGAAUACGGAGAGGAAGUUGGAAGAUUCAAAAAAAGUUUCAAAGAUUGGAAAUGGCGGAGUAAUGGAUUUGUUGGAGAGACUGGAAGCAGCAAAUAGAAAACUGCAAGAAGGGUUUGAGAUAGUAGAAAACAUGCACAAGAAGCGACGAAUACAAAUGACAAGGUCCAUGAACACAAUAAAAGAAAGCUCUAUGGGCGGUGCUUACUGUUUUCCACAGUUGUUGAAUUAA
Messenger RNA from Lactuca saligna, 1005 nucleotides. The record is from the annotation of a GenBank genome assembly. Lineage: Eukaryota; Viridiplantae; Streptophyta; Magnoliopsida; Asterales; Asteraceae.